AUGGCGGCCAAUCAAAUGGACGUCGACGACAACCUCGUCAACACCAAGACCCAACAUUUUGAAAAUGGAGGUAUGCCGGGGUUGACGCAGAUUCCAACCUCUGUGACCCUGUCUGCGGAGCAAUUCGAGAGGCUCUAUCUGAACCCUAUGAUGCACCGCCAGUCAGCUCUCACCAAGAACCUGGGUAACCCGACUCCACUUGGACUGGGAGCAUUUGUGUUGACCACCACCCCCCUUUCAUGCUGCUUGAUGGCUUGGAGGGGCGCAGGAGGAGGUGGUGCUGCAUUCACAGGAGUCUUGAUUCUUUUUGGUGGACUGCUCCUGGUUCUCUCUAGUAUUCUUGAGUUUGUCAUUGGAAACACCUUCUCGUCCGUUGUAUUUGGACACCUUGGUGCGUUCUGCCUGGCUUUCGGUGCUAGCAUGACUCCGAGUUUCAAUUCUGCCGCUCCAUACUCUCCAUCAACGACGGAUACUUUAGCGGGCCUUCACAGCCCCGGAUUCGUGAACACAUUUGCAUUUUUCUUUCUGUUCAUGGCCCUGUUGAUGCUCAUUUACGCUUUGUGCGCAACUCGUACAAACGCGGUUUACGUUGCUAUCUUCACAUCUCUGAUUCUAGUCUUCUCCCUUCUGGCUGCUGCAUACUGGAGACUAGGAUUGGAAGAUGCCGUGAACGGGAAUCGUUUGACAGUGGGCGGUGGUGCUGCUUUGUUUUUCGCUAGUAUGCUUGGCUUUUACUUGUUGACAGCACAACUGCUUGAUUCUGUUGGGUUCCCUGUUUGUCUACCUGUUGGCGAUUUGAGCAGGUUUUGGGGUCAAGCCAAGAAUACCCGAUCGCAAGACGUGGAGUCGGCUAACUAUGGCAACGGUGUUUAA
Molecule: messenger RNA, 873 nt
Organism: Penicillium salamii
Lineage: Eukaryota; Fungi; Ascomycota; Eurotiomycetes; Eurotiales; Aspergillaceae
Source: the annotation of a GenBank genome assembly